GAUAUCGACAAAUCAUUAAUUAAUCACCACAAUAAAGUUCAACUAAAUGAAAAUAUAGAUGAAAGAUUAAGUCUUUCGAUAGAACACUUUCAUGAUUUUACAAAUAAUGAUAAUCAAAAAAAUAUCUUAGUUAAAUCAUUUAAUUACUAUUUGGAGAAAGACCAAAUAAAUACUAAAAACUUGGAUAUAGAUAAAUUGCUGAAUAAAAAUGAAAAUGAUCUUAACGCUCAUCAAGAAGAAAUUAGAAUGCAAGCAUUUAACCUUGGAUUAUUCUAUAUACAGCAAAGGGAUAUAAUUGGUGAUGAAACUUUUAGAAAAGCUAUUAAGAAGAGAGAGGAUUGGCAUAAAUUUUAA
Messenger RNA from Racocetra persica, 354 nucleotides. NCBI's taxonomy places the organism in Eukaryota, Fungi, Glomeromycota, Glomeromycetes, Diversisporales, Gigasporaceae. The record is from the annotation of a GenBank genome assembly.